Molecule: messenger RNA, 1857 nt
Organism: Sabethes cyaneus
Lineage: Eukaryota; Metazoa; Arthropoda; Insecta; Diptera; Culicidae
Gene: sNPF-R
Product: neuropeptide Y receptor type 2
Exons: 3
Biological process (GO): G protein-coupled receptor signaling pathway
Cellular component (GO): plasma membrane; neuron projection
Molecular function (GO): neuropeptide binding; neuropeptide Y receptor activity
Source: RefSeq, a predicted model, not a curated record
UUCAACUUCAAUGCCAUGACCGUAAGCUCGCCCCUUUCGCUUAACUCCUUAAAAGCACCAACACUUCAGUAUCUCGUAGCUGGGUGGACCUUGAAAGUAAUUCCAACUGCCGGUUCUGCUAACCGAGGAAAUCGAUUAGGACUUCUCGUUUUCGAUUGGCAUACCGAUAGGGGCACACAGGCUGCUCAAUUGCGGAUGCUGCUGACACCAGAGCGAUACGUUGCCCGUCACGGCAGGAUGGCUGUAACGGUUGCUACUUUGGGUGAUAAGGUAGGCGGGACGGUUGAUUUGUUGUCUUCAACGACAAUGACUGCAUACGAGGUCAUUAGCGAAACUGUUAACAUGACUUCCACUAGUGAUGAAAUCCGACAGAAUGGAACCCACGACCUAAGGCUCUCUCCAGACCGUGAUAUCGACUAUAUUCUGACCAACGAAACCGUGCAGAUACUGUUUUGUCUUCUGUACUCGAGUAUAUUUAUCCUGGGAAUAUUCGGCAACGUUUUGGUGUGUUACGUUGUCUUUCGGAACAAAGCCAUGCAAUCGGUGACAAACCUGUUCAUAACGAAUUUGGCUCUGUCCGAUAUACUGCUGUGCGUUCUGGCAGUUCCGUUUACUCCAUCGUACACCUUCCUCGGUCGAUGGGUAUUUGGUAAGCUCAUAUGCCACACAGUUCCUCUGGCACAAGGUUGCAGUGUGUACAUAUCCACUUUAACGCUGACCUCGAUAGCGAUAGAUAGAUUCUUUGUGAUUAUCUACCCUUUCCAUCCUCGCAUGAAACUUUCCACCUGCAUCACGAUCAUCGUGCUAAUAUGGAUCUUUUCCGUGGUAGUCACUUCGCCAUACGGCCUAUAUAUGCGAAUGCACGACGAUAGCAACGGAACGCUAUCGAACUACACUCUGCUGGAGGAUCGGCCCUUUUAUUGCGAAGAGCUGUGGCCUUCGGAAUACAUGCGUAAGAUAUUUUCGCUUGCUACCUCGAUACUUCAAUUCGUUCUUCCAUUCCUUAUAAUGGCCUACUGUUACAUCUGUGUGUCAAUUAAGCUGAAUGACCGAGCUAGAACUAAGCCAGGCUCUAAAACCACCCGUCGUGAAGAAGCGGAACGAGAUCGCAAAAAACGCACCAACCGAAUGCUGAUUGCGAUGGUCGCCAUUUUCGGUAUCUCGUGGCUGCCACUGAAUCUCGUCAACAUGUGCAACGACUUUUACUCAGACAUUAAUCAGUGGCCCUUCUACAAUCUACUAUUCUUCAUUUCUCACCUAAUCGCCAUGAGUUCGACCUGCUAUAACCCAUUUCUGUACGCCUGGCUAAACGAAAACUUCCGUAAGGAGUUCAAACAGGUUUUACCUUGCUUCGAUCCGUCCCGAGGUCGCAGCACGAUCAGUAUGCGGCGUUCCGAACAUCGAACCUGCAACGGUAAUAACGACACCGUUCAGGAAACACUCAUUCCAACGUCCCAGAUUCUACCGCCGGCGAUGAAUCGUUCGCCCAAUACAACCACGACUACCACAACGACCAGCGACUCCGGCAAACAAACGGUGGAUUCCAUUCUCCUGUCGGAAAUUGGCUCACCUCCGAUGUUGGCUCCUAAUCCUCCGCUGCUUCCUUCGAUUCAGAAUCAGGAAACAAUCGUUCUUCCUUCCGGUGUCCUUGAGACGCCCUUCGAGGUACAGCUCCCGGUACCAGCAAAGCAGCAACCACAACAACAAGCACAAAGUACGAACGGUGUGGGGAACGGAGGCCUAACAUUGGGGGUCUCCGCCGCAAACCACCUGCGGAGCAGCAAUCCGAAGCUCCAAUCGCUAAUACUAAUCAACGACGGUACCUGCGGUGAUACCAAGCAGCCCGAAAUACUCUAG